AUGGGAGAAGGUUACAAAAACUGCUGUACAUGGUGGUCUUCCUCAUCGUCUUCAAUGAAGCUGUUGUUGUUUAUGGUUCCAUUAAUGAUAGUUGCAUCUGGGUUUGUUUCUAUUUUGGGUUCUAAAACUUCCACUUGGGUUGUAUUUCCAAACCAUUCUUGGUCAUCUUUUUCCUCUUCUUCUUCUUCUGAAACUCGAGAGAGUUCUGCAAAAGAGAGCGAGGAGAUGGUUGAUUUGCAUUCAAGAAUGGUAAUGGUAGGCGUUCAGGAUAAGGAAGAAGCUCUUCUAAAUGUUGAUCAGCCUAUUCUCAACAAAUCGUCUUCCCCUCCUCUUCCUGUAGAAGCCGUGCAAGUUCAGCAAUCAGAUGGUUCAGUGUUGGAAGAUGGCUUGAAAAUUUCAAUGGCUGAGACUCCCAAGGUUGCUCCCAUGAGUGAAUCUGUGUCUGUUCCUAUGAAAGCAAUGCGACCAAAAGUACUUACAAAAUUGGAGAAGCUGGAAGCUGGUCUCCAGAGAGCAAGAGUUGCAAUUAAAGAAGCUUCAAAUGGAAAUCAAACUGAUCCUCAAGACCCUGAUUUCGUCCCUCCAGGCCCUAUGUAUUGGGAUUCCAAAGCCUUUCACAGGAGCUACUUGGAAAUGGAAAAACAGUUUAAGGUCUUUGUUUAUGAAGAAGGAGAACCGCCAGUUUUUCAUGAUGGUCCUUGCAAGAGUAUAUACUCCAUGGAGGGAAAUUUUAUCUAUGCUAUGGAGGUUAGUAGACAGUUCCGGACCAAAGAUCCUGAGAAAGCACAAGUUUUCUUCCUUCCCUUCAGUGUGGCGAAGAUGGUCCAAUUUGUCUAUGUGCGCGAUUCGCAUGAUUUUGGUCCCAUUAGGAAGACAGUCGUUGACUAUGUCAAUCUUAUUGCUUCAAGAUACCCUUACUGGAAUCGAAGCCUCGGCGCUGAUCAUUUUAUGCUUGCCUGCCAUGAUUGGGGGCCAGAAACUUCUUUUUCUGUACCUAACCUACAGAAAAACUCCAUUCGAGCCUUAUGCAAUGCCAACACUUCCGAAAAGUUCAGCCCCAUGAAGGAUGUAUCAUUUCCAGAAAUCAAUCUCCGAACAGGCAAAAUAAACGGCCUGGUUGGUGGACCAUCCCCAUCUCGACGAUCAAUCUUGGCCUUCUUCGCAGGAGGCGUUCACGGUCCAAUCAGAUCUGUCCUUCUCGAGCAUUGGGAAAAUGAGGACGAAGACAUUAGGGUACAAAAAUACCUUCCGAAAGGAGUCUCAUACUAUGACAUGAUGAGAAAAAGCAAGUUCUGCCUUUGCCCUAGUGGCUACGAAGUCGCAAGCCCAAGAGUUGUCGAGGCAAUAUACACCGGGUGUGUUCCCGUGCUGAUUUCUGAACAUUAUGUGCCACCAUUUAGCGAUGUUCUGAAUUGGAAGUCAUUUUCUGUGGAGGUUUCUAUGAGUGAUAUUCCAAAUCUAAAGAGAAUAUUAUCGAGCAUAUCUACAAGACAAUACAUAAGAAUGUACAGGAGAGUGGUGCAGGUAAGAGGACAUUUCGAAUUCAAUUCUCCUCCAAAGAGAUUUGAUGUGUUUCAUAUGAUUCUUCAUUCUAUUUGGCUUAGAAGACUAAACGUUAGAAUCCAUAAUGAUCAAAGUGGUGUGACCAAUUGA
Pistacia vera is the source of this 1653-nucleotide messenger RNA. Its product is annotated as probable glycosyltransferase At5g03795. The record is from RefSeq and is a predicted model, not a curated record. NCBI's taxonomy places the organism in Eukaryota, Viridiplantae, Streptophyta, Magnoliopsida, Sapindales, Anacardiaceae. The coding region runs from base 1 to 1653 and encodes 550 amino acids. The transcript is spliced from 4 exons. Gene Ontology annotation, molecular function: glycosyltransferase activity.